AGUUUGUAGGAAGGAGUGCGCUCAGUUGGAGAGACAGACAGAGAGGGGGAAAGUGAGUUGGGCUCCGGCGAAGAGGAAAAAGACAGAAACCAGGAGACAAAUUUCUUCCAGACUCUCACUUUUUUUUUUACCAAGAGGUUUGUAGUGCGCUUUCAAAGCGCAGCGGAAAACAGCACACGCGUUAUCAAGAAUCUGUAUUUCGAGUGGUUCAUUUUUGGAAGGGCUCAAAAUUAAAUUUUGAGUGUAGUGGAUGUGAAAAGCGGGCUUCGGUUUAACACAGAGCCGGAGGAAUGUAUACAAUGCAGGCAGCGGCAAGCCAGCUUCUCUGGAGAUAUCCAGCCUGCGCUCUCUGGAUGGCCCUGCUCCUCCAAAGUGUCCUGGACCUCAGCGCGUCUGGGUCUGAGUUUCCCCAAGACCCGAGUGUGCUAGCUACCACUACAUGGAACACCUCUAGUGAUGGGCCCUUCUUCAUCCGUCUUGAAGCUCCCAUGAACAACAUCACCACCUCUCUGGGCCACACAGCUGAGCUUUUCUGCCGUGUGUCCGGCAACCCGCCGCCCGCUGUGCGCUGGCUAAAGAACGACGCCCCGGUGGUGCAGGAACCACGACGGAUCUCAUACCGAUCCACGCCUUAUGGAUCACGCCUCCGCAUCCGCAACCUGGACACUACUGACACUGGCUACUUCCAGUGCAUGGCCACCAACACCCAGGGUACCGUUUCCACCACAGGCGUGCUGUUUGUGAAAUUCGAUCCAUUACCUACACCUCUGACAGGAAGGCCAACGUAAGUUACUUUUCCUCUAUCCAUUUUUCUCUGUCUGUGUGUUCAUGCUAUACUUACCACAAUGCAAUACAGGGGACUGUUUCACAAGUGUUUUGUGAGCACUACUCACAUGCAAAUGGUGGCAGCAUCACGUUUCACAAAUCAUUGUUGCUUGACAAUUGCAGAUAGAUUUGUGAGUCCUACAGAUUUCUUGAAUGACGCACGCCCGAAUUGUAUGUUUUUUGUUUUGAUUAGUGAAAUGUUCUAAAAUCACAAAGAAGAGAGAGAAAAGGGAUAAACUCAUAUGCCUAUACUGAUAAUACACUGUUUGCUGACACAGUCUGAAAACUGGAAAAUGCAGCAUUAUUUUUCUAUCUCAUGUUUCUCAUAGUAAUUAAUUGCCUGCUUGGAUAGAGCCUAUGCAGCAUGCUCAUUGAGCAAUCACUCACAUUAUAACACACCUCGGUCUGCAAUUUUCUAUUUUAUUGGUACAAGUCUCAGUGUGGCUAAAUGAAUAUCUAAGAUGAUCCUUUAAAUCCCAAAUGUCUGAUGUUGUUUCUGUCCAACCAUCACAGCUGUGUAAACCAGAUGUUGACAUCUAUAACACACUAUACAGCGUCUAACAUACUGAUCCUGGUAGUAGCAGGGAAAUUUAGUUAAUUUACUUUUGACCUACUGUAAAUUCAAAACCUGUGCUAUUUAUUUAAUUUCAAGGUAAUAAUGAGACAUUUGUCUGAUUUCAGGGCUAUGAUGAAAUUAUUAUAAUUAAGAGUGAAUGUCCUUAGUGUACUAAUGAGUUUAGUUGAUUAACUGAAAUAUUUCCACCGGAAAUGAGCAGUAUAGAAAAAUUACCUACAUAUGUCUGUGUGGUUUCUUUAAUAUAACCUUGUAUAAUCAUCCAGUUAGCUGCCAGCUGUCUGGAUGAACAGCAAAACCAACCACAGUCCUGCUCUCUUAACAUGCACAUCAAAUUAAAAAGGGUCUUAAGAGUAACAAAUAAAAUCAAAUGAUACAAAAUGUUUUUAAAAAUGUAUCAAUAAAUAUAUUCUACUAAAACAUUUUUAUGUUCUUGGCAAUAGCAAUGCUGCUGCUCAAAUCAAAAUUUAGUUUGACUCUGGUGAGCUUCCUUUGCUUUGUUUUGAUGUCUCCCCAGUGUUGUGGGAUAAAACUCUAAGAACUUUCUCAGUUUGUUUGAUUCUCGCAGCAUCAAAGGAAUUAAGCUGGAUGAUUUUCCCCAAUGACAUUAUGGCGAGGCUUACUGCCAUGUUCCAUGCAGCGUGCUGUGAAUCAAAACUGCUGGCACAAAGAGGAUAUGAGACACUUACUAAAUCCACUCACUGCCUGCACAGUCGUACACAUACGCACACAUUUGAGCAUGUACGCAUACUCCUUUUUUAAAACAUCUGUUUCCACCACUCCUUUGUUUACAUGUUUUUGACUUUUUUCCUGUGUGACUAAAUUGCAUCUUGUUUCAGAGAUGAGACAGUUGGCUCACAAAGACAACACAAUGAUAUCUUCUCAAGGGAGUUAUCAAUGGAAAGGAAAAAAUAUAUAGAUUGGCCUCCAAAAACAGCAAUGUGAAAAUACUGGAAAUAAACUAAACUAAAAUGGAAAAAUAAAUGUAGAUAGUUGCAGGAUGUGUUUAUGCUAAAUUACAAGUUGACAUAAGAGAUUAUCUGGAUGACAUUGCCAGACUGGCAUGAUUUAUGAUCAUGAGAAGUUUGUAAUGCAGUUUCUCACAUCGGAUGAAUGAAUUUGCAACUAAUAAAAAGAAUGAUUGGAUGAUUAAGUCUUCACCUCUACAAUCCUUCUAACAAUCCAUCUGGAGAUUUUGAAUUCUGUGUCUGCUAUCAUUAAGUAUGUGGAUUUGUUGUUUGUCCAGUGGAAAGCUUUUAUCUUCGAAUUUUCUGCUCUUGCUUUAUGGUGGAUUUGUAAGGUAAUAUUUUAGGCUUGAAAGGUUUCAAAAGUUUUACUUGUGAUAAAAAUGAGCUAUUUUCACAAAAGUGUUUAUUUAAAUGGAUAUAGUACCAUGAAAAUCACCAGAUAUUCAUGAAUUUCACAAGUUGCAGGUGAUUAAAAUCUACAGAGGCUUCUUGCCUCCUUUCCGUGACUUUCAAGUUCUAAUAAAUUAAGUUCUUCCUCUUUUGUUUUUUUCCCCCCUGCCAACCCAUGAAGGAAAGUGUUGCAGUCAGCCGAACCACGUGAUAUUGAGCCACAUUACAGUCAUUACAGACUUCAUUUAAAUGGACAGUGGCCUCCUUUGACAAUGGCAGAGCUGCAGGGGUGGUGGGCUGAUUGUCACUGCUGCUCAUCAUUAGUGCCACGGCCAACUUAUUAGCUGUAAUGUAGGGUGGCAGGCUGUCAAGAAGACAAGGUCACCUAAUGAUGACACUUGACGACCUGCAGCCGCUUACGUCAUGCAGCAGCUGUUCAAAUGUCAAAACGUCUGCUCCUUGACUCAAAGUUUUUGG
Molecule: messenger RNA, 3234 nt
Organism: Micropterus salmoides (largemouth bass)
Lineage: Eukaryota; Metazoa; Chordata; Actinopteri; Centrarchiformes; Centrarchidae
Gene: ror1
Product: receptor tyrosine kinase-like orphan receptor 1
Exons: 4
Coding region: 291-788 (165 amino acids)
Biological process (GO): homophilic cell-cell adhesion; dendrite self-avoidance; axon guidance
Cellular component (GO): axon; plasma membrane
Molecular function (GO): cell-cell adhesion mediator activity
Source: RefSeq, a predicted model, not a curated record